AUGCGUCUCACUCAAGCUGCUGUCGUUGCCAUUCUGGCCUUUACUGCCGCAGCGACGCCGAUCGCCGUCCGUAGAGAUGAUGCAAAGGCCACUGAGGAGUAUCAAAGGUGCUGUGAGCAACGCGACAAGUACGACCAUAGCAAGAUCUGCAUCCCUCCAAAGGUGGAGGUUCCUCACGUACCCGAACCUAUAGGGGAUGGCAAAGAACAUGGAGAUAAGGACGAGCACGACGACGGAAGCUACAAGCCCAACAAGCCACAGCCAGGCCCUCCAGUCAAACCAGAAGAAGAUAAGGAUGAACACGAUGACGGUGGCUAUAAGCCCCAUCCACCUAAGCCUCAACCAGAGCAUCCACCCCCGAAGCCGGAGCACCCGACUCCUCCAAAGCCAGAACAUCCACCUCCAAAGCCAGAACCACCUAAGCCAGAGCAUCCUAAGCCAGAACCUGAGCAUCCCAAGCCAGAGCCUCCGAAACCAGAGCAUCCACCUCCAAAGCCAGAACCACCUAAGCCAGAGCAUCCUAAGCCAGAGCAUCCUAAGCCAGAGCAUCCUAAGCCAGAACCACCCAAGCCAGAACCUGAGCAUCCCAAGCCAGAGCCUCCGAAACCAGAGCAUCCACCUCCAAAGCCGGAGCACCCCAAGCCGGAGCACCCCAAGCCGGAGCACCCCAAGCCAGAGCCCCCCAAACCAGAGCAUCCACCUCCAAAGCCAGAACCACCCAAGCCAGAGCAUCCUAAGCCAGAGCCCCCAAAACCAGAGCAUCCCAAGCCAGAGCCGGAGCAUCCCAAGCCAGAACCCCCCAAGCCAGAGCACCCAACUCCUCCCAAGCCCGAACAUCCACCCCCAAAGCCCGAACAUCCAGUUCCUCCUAAGCCGCAACCUGAGCAUCCCGCUCCUCCCAAGCCGCAGCCCGAGCACCCGCCUCCCAAGCCCGAGCACCCCACUCCUCCUAAGCCGCAGCCCGAAUACCCAGCCCCUCAGCCGGAGAAGGAGGAGGAUGAUAAGCCACAUCCAGCACCACAGCCAAAGCCCGUCCCGGAAGCCGAUCAACACGGUUACUACACUUUCGGGGAGGAGAUCAGCCUCAAGUGUGAGGGCGGUAAGAUCGUGGUCAAGGGUCACAAGUAUUAA
Alternaria arborescens is the source of this 1131-nucleotide messenger RNA. RefSeq lists its product as hypothetical. Lineage: Eukaryota; Fungi; Ascomycota; Dothideomycetes; Pleosporales; Pleosporaceae. The coding region runs from base 1 to 1131 and encodes 376 amino acids. The record is from RefSeq and is a predicted model, not a curated record. The transcript has a single exon.